Elephantulus edwardii (Cape elephant shrew) is the source of this 2574-nucleotide messenger RNA. RefSeq names its product cadherin 4, type 1, R-cadherin (retinal) (gene CDH4). Gene Ontology annotation, cellular component: adherens junction; plasma membrane; catenin complex. The record is from RefSeq and is a predicted model, not a curated record. The coding region runs from base 1 to 2574 and encodes 857 amino acids. NCBI's taxonomy places the organism in Eukaryota, Metazoa, Chordata, Mammalia, Macroscelidea, Macroscelididae. Gene Ontology annotation, biological process: cell morphogenesis; homophilic cell-cell adhesion; calcium-dependent cell-cell adhesion. The transcript is spliced from 15 exons. Gene Ontology annotation, molecular function: cadherin binding; calcium ion binding.
AUGGGGCAUUUCAAGUUCAGCAGCUGCCUGGGCACCCAGGGGACGCAGUAUGAGACCAGCAGCCUGGACUUCCGCGUGGGUGCAGACGGCACGGUGUUCGCUGCCCGGGAACUGCGCAUCCCCUCCCAGCAGGUGGCCUUCACCGUGACAGCACGGGACCAUCAGACAGCUGAGCGCUGGGACGCCGUGGUGCGCCUGCGGGUGGCCCCACACGCUGGACACAAGAAAGGAAGGAAGUCUGUGCUUCUGGAUCCUUCCCAGGCGCCCAAUGACACCUUGCUGCCGUGGCCCCAGCACCUCAACCCCAGUGGCCUGCGGAGGCAGAAGCGGGACUGGGUCAUCCCCCCAAUCAACGUCCCUGAGAACUCGCGGGGGCCCUUCCCCCAGCAGCUUGUGCGAAUCCGAUCGGACAAGGACAAUGACAUUCCCAUCCGGUACAGCAUCACAGGUGUGGGCGCCGACCAGCCCCCCAUGGACGUCUUCAGCAUUGACUCCAUGUCAGGGCGGAUGUACGUCACCCGGCCUAUGGAUCGAGAGGAGCGUGCCUCCUACCACCUCCGCGCACACGCCGUGGACAUGAACGGGAACAAGGUGGAGAACCCCAUCGACCUGUACAUCUACGUCAUCGACAUGAAUGACAACCGCCCCGAGUUCCUCAACCAGCUCUACAAUGGCUCCGUGGACGAGGGCUCCAAGCCAGGCACCUACGUCAUGACAGUCACAGCUCACGAUGCUGACGAUGACACCACAGCCAACGGGAUGGUGCGGUACCGGAUCGUGACCCAGACCCCGCAGAGCCCCUCCCAGAACAUGUUCACCAUCAACAGUGAGACGGGCGACAUCGUGACCGUGGCUGCUGGCCUGGACCGAGAGAAAGUUCAGCAGUAUACGGUCAUCAUCCAGGCCACGGACAUGGAGGGAAACCUCAACUAUGGCCUCUCUAACACAGCGACAGCCAUCAUCUCAGUGACAGAUGUGAAUGACAACCCACCCGAGUUCACCACAAGCACGUACGCGGGUGAGGUCCCCGAAAAUCGGGUGGAGACAGUGGUCGCCAACCUCACUGUGAUGGACCGUGACCAGCCCCACUCACCAAACUGGAACGCCGUCUACCGCAUCAUCAGCGGGGACCCCUCCGGCCACUUCAGCAUCCGCACAGACCCUGUCACCAAUGAGGGCAUGGUCACAGUGGUGAAGGCUGUGGAUUACGAGCUGAACCGGGCCUUUAUGCUGACUGUGAUGGUGUCCAAUCAGGCCCCACUGGCGAGUGGCAUCCAAAUGUCCUUCCAGUCCACAGCAGGUGUCACCAUCUCUGUCAUGGACAGCAAUGAAGCCCCCUACUUUCCCUCCAACCACAAGCUGAUCCGCCUGGAGGAGGGUGUGCCCGCGGGUACAGUGCUGACCACCUUCUCUGCGGUGGACCCCGAUCGCUUCAUGCAGCAGGCCAUGAGGUAUUCAAAGCUGUCUGACCCAGCCAACUGGCUGCACAUCAACACCACCAACGGGCAGAUCAGCACCGCGGCAGUGCUGGACCACGAGUCCGCCUACAUUAGAAACAAUGUGUACGAGGCCACUUUCCUGGCUGCUGACAACGGGAUCCCGCCGGCCAGUGGCACCGGGACCCUGCAGAUCUACCUCAUUGACAUCAAUGACAAUGCCCCUGAGCUUCUCCCCAAGGAAGCACAGAUCUGUGAGCGGCCAGGCCUCAACGCCAUCAACAUCACUGCGGCCGACGCUGACAUCGACCCCAACGUUGGCCCCUACGUCUUCGAGCUGCCCUUCGUGCCGGGCGCUGUGCGCAAGAACUGGACCAUCACGCGCCUCAAUGGUGACUACGCCCAGCUCAGCCUCCGGAUCCUCUACCUGGAAGCAGGCAUGUACGAAGUGCCCAUUGUGGUCACGGACUCUGGGAACCCCCCACUGUCCAACACAUCAGUAAUCAAGGUCAAGGUGUGCCCAUGCGAUGAGAACGGUGACUGCACGACAGUGGGCGCAGUGGCGGCGGCCGGCCUGGGCACGGGGGCCAUCGCAGCCAUCCUCAUCUGCAUUGUCAUCCUGCUGACCAUGGUCCUGCUCUUUGUGGUGUGGAUGAAGCGGCGGGAGAAGGAACGUCACACGAAGCAGCUGCUCAUUGACCCCGAGGACGACGUGCGUGACAACAUCCUCAAGUACGACGAGGAGGGGGGCGGCGAGGAGGACCAGGACUAUGACCUCAGCCAACUCCAGCAGCCGGAAACCAUGGAGCAUGUGCUCAGCAAGACCCCUGGAGUCCGGCGAGUGGACGAGAGACCAGUGGGUGCCGAGCCCCAGUACCCAGCCAGGCCCGUGGUGCCUCACCCAGGGGACAUCGGUGACUUCAUCAGUGAGGGUCUCCGGGCUGCAGACAAUGACCCCACAGCACCCCCCUACGACUCGCUGCUGGUCUUCGACUACGAGGGCAGCGGCUCCACCGCAGGCUCGGUCAGCUCCCUGAACUCGUCCAGCUCUGGGGACCAGGACUACGACUACCUGAACGACUGGGGACCCAGGUUCAAGAAGCUGGCGGACAUGUACGGGGGCGGCGAGGAGGACUAG